AUGUCCUUAAUCAUUGUCAGUCAGAGGAAAGAAACUGCACUUAGUAUAUUUGCUUGUUUUGAACUGAUGGUGCGUCUUCCAGUUACUGUAACAGUGGAUUUGUCGGAGAAGCUUUGCACCAUUGCACUGUUUGUUCCAAACUACGAUGUCGUAGCAUGCAUGAAUAGAGGAAAGCUUCAGGCUCGAAUUGCUCACAGGAUCCAGGAACUGGAGAACUUGCCUGGUUCUCUGCCCCCUGAUCUGCGAACCAAGGCUACGGUGGAGUUGAAGGCACUUAGGUUACUGAAUUUCCAGCGCCAGCUAAGACAAGAAGUUGUAGCCUGCAUGCGCCGUGACACAACACUGGAGACAGCACUGAACUCCAAAGCCUAUAAACGAAGCAAGCGGCAGACUUUGAGGGAGGCCCGUAUGACGGAAAAGCUUGAGAAACAGCAGAAGAUAGAACAGGAGAGGAAGCGUAGGCAGAAGCAUCAGGAAUACCUGAACAGCAUAUUGCAGCAUGCUAAAGAUUUUAAAGAGUACCACCGGUCAGUCGCUGGGAAAAUUCAGAAACUUUCUAAAGCUGUGGCAACUUGGCAUGCCAACACUGAGCGUGAGCAGAAAAAAGAAACUGAGAGAAUUGAGAAAGAAAGAAUGAGGAGACUAAUGGCUGAAGAUGAAGAAGGCUACCGUAAGCUGAUAGACCAGAAGAAAGACAGACGCCUGGCUUACCUAUUGCAGCAGACAGAUGAGUAUGUGGCUAACUUGACUAACCUGGUAUGGGAGCAUAAACAGGCACAAGCAGCCAAAGAGAAGAAGAAGAGAAGGAGAAGAAAGAAGAAGGCUGAAGAAAAUGCAGAAGGAAUGGCAUCUGGUCUUGGUCCUGAUGGAGAGCCCAUAGAUGAGAGCAGCCAGAUGAGUGACCUUCCAGUCAAAGUGACUCACACAGAAACAGGCAAAGUUCUUCUUGGACCAGAAGCACCAAAAGCAAGUCAGCUGGAUGCUUGGCUGGAAAUGAAUCCUGGCUAUGAAGUUGCUCCCAGGUCAGACAGUGAAGAUGAAAGUGGCUCUGAAUAUGAGGAGGAGGAUGAUGAAGAAGAAUCAAGCAGGUUAGAAGCAGAUGAGAAGAUACUCCUGGAUCCUAACAGUGAGGAAGUUUCUGAGAAAGAUGCAAAGCAAAUAAUUGAGACAGCCAAACAAGAUGUGGAUGAUGAAUAUAGCAUGCAGUACAGUGCUAGAGGGUCUCAGUCCUACUACACUGUUGCUCACGCAAUCACAGAAAGGGUGGAAAAGCAGUCUUCUCUUCUGAUUAAUGGCACACUAAAACAUUAUCAGCUCCAGGGACUGGAGUGGAUGGUUUCACUCUAUAAUAACAAUCUGAAUGGAAUUUUAGCUGAUGAAAUGGGACUAGGAAAGACUAUACAGACUAUUGCACUCAUCACUUACCUGAUGGAGCACAAAAGACUCAAUGGCCCCUAUCUCAUCAUUGUUCCCCUUUCGACUUUAUCCAAUUGGACAUACGAAUUUGACAAAUGGGCUCCUUCUGUGGUGAAGAUAUCUUACAAGGGUACACCUGCAAUGCGCCGCUCACUUGUUCCUCAGCUUCGAAGUGGAAAAUUUAAUGUUCUUUUAACUACUUAUGAGUACAUAAUAAAGGACAAACAUAUCCUUGCUAAGAUUCGUUGGAAAUACAUGAUAGUAGAUGAAGGCCAUCGGAUGAAGAACCAUCACUGCAAGCUGACUCAGGUCUUGAAUACUCACUAUGACAUUAUCGAAUAUACUGAGUUGCCUUGUAGUGAUUUUAUGAACUUCUGUAGGUGGACUCUGCUGAGAAGAUUGAAGAAAGAGGUUGAGUCUCAACUGCCAGAAAAGGUGGAAUAUGUGAUCAAAUGUGAUAUGUCAGCUCUUCAGAAAAUCUUGUACCGUCACAUGCAAGCCAAGGGGAUCCUUCUCACAGAUGGUUCUGAAAAAGACAAGAAGGGAAAAGGUGGGGCGAAAACUCUUAUGAAUACUAUCAUGCAAUUGAGAAAGAUAUGCAAUCACCCUUACAUGUUUCAACACAUUGAGGAGUCCUUUGCUGAACAUUUAGGCUACUCAAAUGGCGUCAUCAAUGGAGCCGAACUUUAUCGGGCCUCAGGGAAGUUUGAGCUACUCGAUCGUAUUCUACCAAAGUUACGAGCUACUAACCAUCGUGUGCUUCUUUUCUGUCAAAUGACAUCACUCAUGACCAUUAUGGAAGACUACUUUGCCUUUCGAAAUUUCCUUUACCUGCGUCUCGAUGGCACAACAAAAUCAGAGGAUCGAGCUGCUCUGUUGAAGAAGUUCAAUGAACCUGGGUCACAAUACUUUAUCUUCUUGCUGAGUACAAGAGCUGGAGGACUAGGCUUAAAUCUGCAGGCUGCUGACACAGUUAUAAUCUUUGAUAGUGACUGGAAUCCUCACCAGGACUUGCAGGCCCAAGACAGAGCUCACCGAAUUGGUCAGCAGAACGAAGUUCGAGUCCUGCGACUGUGCACUGUCAACAGUGUGGAAGAGAAGAUACUUGCCGCUGCAAAGUAUAAGCUGAACGUCGAUCAAAAAGUUAUUCAGGCCGGAAUGUUUGAUCAGAAGUCUUCAAGCCACGAAAGGAGAGCCUUCCUGCAGGCCAUAUUGGAGCAUGAAGAAGAAAAUGAGGAGGAAGAUGAAGUUCCUGAUGAUGAGACACUGAAUCAGAUGAUUGCUCGACGUGAGGAGGAAUUUGACCUCUUUAUGCGGAUGGACAUGGACCGUCGCAGAGAGGAUGCCAGAAACCCCAAGCGUAAACCCCGCUUGAUGGAGGAGGACGAAUUACCAUCCUGGAUUAUUAAGGAUGAUGCUGAAGUUGAAAGGCUUACGUGUGAAGAAGAAGAAGAGAAAAUAUUUGGAAGAGGAUCCCGUCAGCGCAGGGAUGUGGACUACAGUGAUGCUCUUACGGAGAAACAGUGGCUGCGG
This is a messenger RNA of Mesitornis unicolor (brown roatelo), 2949 nucleotides long. Its product is annotated as probable global transcription activator SNF2L2. Gene Ontology annotation, cellular component: nucleus. Gene Ontology annotation, molecular function: ATP-dependent chromatin remodeler activity; histone binding; DNA binding. Gene Ontology annotation, biological process: positive regulation of transcription by RNA polymerase II. The annotation marks the transcript as partial. The record is from RefSeq and is a predicted model, not a curated record. NCBI's taxonomy places the organism in Eukaryota, Metazoa, Chordata, Aves, Mesitornithiformes, Mesitornithidae. The transcript has 24 exons.